UCUCCAUAAAGGGCUCAGGGCUUCACCCCUUGUUAAGAGUCUCUGCAGAAGAAGUGCACAAACUCCAUUCAGUUGGAAAUUCUCAUCUCUUAGCUUGGUAAUGAUCAGGAUCAGUAUCCUGUUGUUUCUCAUGGUGGCCACCAGGGGGCGGAGCGCAGUUUUGCCCAGCACUAAUCUCGAGCAAGAGACCUGCUCUUUGUCUCCAUCUCUGCCCCGAAGCUGCAAUGAAGUGAAGCAGAGGUGCCCUAAUGCCCGUGAUGGCCUGUAUUUCCUUCGUGCUAAGAAUGGCGUCAUCUACCAGACCUUCUGUGACAUGACCACUGCGGGUGGCGGCUGGACCCUGGUGGCCAGUGUGCACGAGAACAACCUGUAUGGGAAGUGCACGGUGGGUGACCGCUGGUCCAGUCAGCAGGGCAAUAAUAUCAACUACCCUGAGGGUGACGGCAACUGGGCCAACUACAACACUUUUGGGACUGCAGAGGCGGCCACAAGUGAUGACUACAAGAAUCCUGGCUACUACGACAUCCAAGCUCUGGACCUGGGCAUCUGGCAUGUACCCAACAAUAGCCCCAUGGAGACCUGGAGGUAUAGCUCCCUGCUGAGAUACCGCACGGCAGUUGGCUUCUUCCAGCACCUGGGACAUAAUCUGUUUGGACUUUACCAGAAAUACCCAGUGAAAUAUGGAGCAGGAAGGUGUUGGACGGACAAUGGUCCCGCGAUACCCGUGGUUUAUGAUUCUGGCGAUGCCCAAAAGACAGCAUCUUAUUACUCCCCCAAUGGCCGCAGUGAAUUCACUGCAGGAUUUGUCCAGUUCAGGGUAUUUAAUAAUGAAAGAGCAGCUCAUGCCUUGUGUGCUGGAAUAAAAGUCACCGGAUGUAACACUGAGCAUCACUGCAUUGGUGGAGGAGGAUUCUUCCCAGAAGGCAAUCCAUUGCAGUGUGGCGAUUUUUCUUCCUUUGACUGGAAUGGAUAUGGAGCUCAUGCUCAUUGGAGUAGCAGUCGGGAGAUAACUGAAGCAGCUGUGCUUCUAUUCUAUCGCUGACACAUUUGCACUAUGGAUUUAGGCUUCUUCUUCCAACUAUGGGAUCCCAGUGAUGGAGAACACCUUACCUAGGAACUAGAUAGCUAAUGGCACAGGGAAAAUGAAUAAAGCAUACUCAUUCAGA
Molecule: messenger RNA, 1166 nt
Organism: Cavia porcellus (domestic guinea pig)
Lineage: Eukaryota; Metazoa; Chordata; Mammalia; Rodentia; Caviidae
Product: intelectin-1
Exons: 8
Coding region: 101-1042 (313 amino acids)
Molecular function (GO): oligosaccharide binding
Source: RefSeq, a predicted model, not a curated record